CGAAUGCACAGGGAUUGCAGCAGCAGCAGCAGCAGAAGCAGCAGCACUGCGAGAUGGAGAUCUCCGCUGCGUGUGUGAGUGCCUGUUCCCGCUGUCACUGCACCGGCUGCCUCUCUCUCAGCACUCCCGCAGCCUGUGAGAGCUGCUCCAGUGGCUGGACAGUACCCUGGCACCCACUGAGUACAUGGAUGAGCAGUGGAUCUACAGGGGAUCUGUGCUAUCUUGUCCUUUGCACCUUUGAUCUGUUUCUCAAGGAAAUAUGGUGAGCAAAGACGACACCAAAUGCGUUGUUCUCUCAAAUUCAGAUGAAUCGGAUUCAGAAACAGUUCCCUCACACAGCAUUGACGCACAGUCCGGCUCCGAAUCUGGCAAACAGCAGGUGAAAAAAAGAAACAAGGCUUUACAAGUGCGUUUUAAGGAUAUCUGCGAAGCUCAGAAAGAGCAUCGUGCCAGACGCUCCAGGUCCAUUUCCUGUAAAGUUACCCACAGAAAGUACAUGACAAUGCCUGCCCGGCGAUCUAUUCCUAACGUGACCAAGAGUACUGGUGUCCAGACUUCACCAGAUCUUACAAAACGUUACAAGACUUUCCCAUUCGAAAGGAAAAAAGGACACACCUUUAAACAUGCUGCUUUGGUGGAAGAGUACAGAGGACAAAACAAUGGAUUUUUGAGUGACAUAAAAGCAGUAGGAGAUGAUGGACAACCUACUGGGGAGUCAUCUAAGUACAAGGGUAAGAUUGUGGGGCAGACAAAAGCACUGCUUCACCACACUGAUGACAGCAGUGAUACAGAGGAUUUGCUUUCCAGUGCCAACUGUGUGGAUGGACCCUCACAUUUCUCAGAAGAGGGUCAUCCUACCAGCUCUCCUUCCAAAAGUGAACCAGAAUACAAGGUUUGUGGGACAAGGACCAAACACAAAGGAUUACCCAAAGAAGACAUGGAUGCCGGCACUUCCUCAAAGCGCCAGCUAGCUGACUCAGAGUUUUCGCAGGACAAGCCAAAGGGCACAGGCCCUGUUGCAUGGAACUCUUUGACACAGGUGGAGUCUUUAGGAAGCCCCUCUGUGAGCUGUAAACGGAAAAAGGAUACACAGCUAAAUGAGCAGCAGUCUCAGACACUUCCCCAUAGUGCCAAAUGUUCUUUAAAGUCGCAAGGGCAGUGUCGGACAAGGCAUGUGUCAGCCUCCUCUAAACUCCAGCGAACACAUGGGGGUGACGAGGGCUUUCCUCCAGGAGCCACGGGCAUCGGGAGCAGCCAGCAGAUAAUAACCUUAUCUGGAGACAAGGAUAUCAAAGCACAGCUGCAGGCCAUGGAAAGUCUCAUCAGCUCAAGCCAGGAGACCAUCAAGGUCCUUCUUGGAGUUAUUCAGGAGCUGGAGAAAGGUGAAGCACAGAGAGAGGGGCUCUCCUACCGAACAGGACAAGACACAGCAAAUUGUGACACUUGUCGAAACAGCGCCUGCAUCAUUUACAGUGUCGAGCUGGACUUUAAGCUGCAGGAGGACAAGCUCGGGCCUCUGAUGAAGAGACUUUGUCCCUUGGACAGCCAACAGUGCCCUGCUCUGCCUUACUCCAAUGAAGUUUUCACAUCUACUCCGAAACGCAAGUCCAAGACAGAAUCCAAAAAGCAUGCUCGAUGGAAACUAUGGUUCCUCUAAAUAAAACCUGAAGCCUUUGGAAACGACCAUUUUCUUGGGCACGUUAAUACCCCUGUUAUUCUCAAAAUUGCUGAAGGAAUAUUCAGAUGGGGUAAUCAACACAUGGGAAUGGAAACCACGUGAUUUAAGGUUCUGUGUUGAGAUUCCACACCAUGUCACCUGGGGGCUUAAGACCAAAAAAAUAAAAAAUAAAAACAUUUUAAAUUCAGUCUUACCUUUUCUGGCAUGUUUGCUGGACAGGAUCGACACACAUCUGCAAAAACUAGAGUAUAUUGCUUGGCAACAAGAGGAGGAGCCAUGUGGAGGGUCUUUUAAUGGGUGAAGCUCUAAUCUUUAAACGGACAUCAGCCCUCACCCCCCACUUCCUGAAAGCACAAACAUUUGACUUUUGAGAGAAGCAUGUGUAAAAGACUGAAACGCUAUAUGACUUUAUGUCAGCGCUGUUCUUAUAACCCCUACUAUCCUCUCCUGUUCCUCCUUAUCUGUUAGCAUACUGUGUAAUUUGUUUGUCUGACAGAACAUCUCCUUGCCUUUGCUAAUAACUCCUCCUUGUCCUCCCUCUUAUUGUAACACCUUUAUCUCUUUCUCUCUUUUGUAGCUUUUUAUUAAGCUUACUGUGCAACUGACCAGCUAUCUUUGCUUUAGUCAUUCUGUCAUUUUCUGUUCUUGGAGUGACAUGAAAUAUUCAGAGUGUAUACUUUGGAAUAUCUGCAUCUUUAUAGCAAAGUACUGUGAAAUGAAUUUUUAAAAAUAUGUAUGUUUGGGCCCCUCCUCUUGAAGCAGGUACAAUAGAUAAAAAAUACAGUAUUCUGGGUUAGAUUUUUUUUAAACAACAUAUAUAAUGUUUUGACUACUUGUAUGGCAGAGUAUUUUCUAUGAUAACACUGUUUGCUUUUUAUUUUGAGUAUUUCUUUAUCGGCUUGUUUUGUUUAACAGUUCAGACAGAAAGUAAAAGCUAUUUUGACAUUUCUCUUGAGUCCAAGAGUUUGUCUUGGCUCUCAGUCACAGCAAAGAUGUGAAAUCUUGAAACUAAUUCAUUUUAAGCCACUUGUCUCAUGUCCAGUUAGCUACUUUAACAAUCCAACUGUUGUUUUGUAACAUUUAUUUAUCCUCAUCUAUUUAGUAAAAUGAGAAAAAAAAAAAAUUGAAUGCCAAACACAUGUCCACCAACCCACACAAACAACUGUGCACUGAACUUGCAGCAAGAGCAGAAGGGCUAUAUACAGUGCUAAAGAAGUAAUGGUAGCAAUCUUACAGCAGAAAAGACUUGUGUCCACCAGCUUUGGUCAACUAGGGGAAAAAAACAGAAAUAAAACACAGAUGAUGUAGCAAUGACACUAAACUUGCAUGCUUUUAUAAAGCAGGCAUUUAUUAAAUUCCUUUAGUCACUUCAUAACAGCAGCUGUCAUGUAAAUAAUUGAAUGGAAUUGUACAAGAAUUGUCAGGAAGACUCACACUGGCCUCCCAUUGUUAGAUUACACUGUAGAUUACAUUAUUCAGGUCAACAAUCUCCAUGCAAAGAUCUGUACCUUGGAAAAGUGCAAUUUAGUGAUUAUGUGCAAUAUUAUGCAUUUUUCUACUGUUUCUACAUCACAAUUAAAACAUUUUCA
Molecule: messenger RNA, 3267 nt
Organism: Neolamprologus brichardi
Lineage: Eukaryota; Metazoa; Chordata; Actinopteri; Cichliformes; Cichlidae
Gene: insyn2ab
Product: inhibitory synaptic factor 2Ab
Biological process (GO): inhibitory postsynaptic potential
Cellular component (GO): postsynaptic density
Source: RefSeq, a predicted model, not a curated record